CCGACAACAGCCGUUAGUUUGAAUGUGCAGCGCGGUUGGACACCGGCUGUUUUGCUCUUACCAGGAGAAAGAAUCUGAGAAUGGCUUCUCUAAAUGAGGACAGAGCGUUUAAAACCCCGAUUCGAGGCCAGGUGAGGAGUUCUGGGAGCAGCGGAGGUGGGACUCCGAUCACCAUCCCUGCUUCACCUUUCAUGAAGAAGCUGGGUUGUGGGACUGGAGUCAGUGUUUACCUCAUGGACAGAGUGGGAAAGCUAAACUCCUCUCCAUGGGCUGUGAAGAAGAUCAACAGCAAAUGUGCCUCCAAACAGGUUGAAGUUUACCAGAUGCGUCUGAAUGAGGAAGCCGAACUCCUGAAGGGAAUAAACCAUCCAAACAUUGUUGGUUUCCGCGCCUUCACCACGGCAAAAGACGGCUCAAAGUGUCUGGCUAUGGAGUAUGGAGGUGAGCAGUCCCUCAAUGACCUGAUCGAGAAGCGGAGGGAGAACGGACUGAAAGCUUUUCCUGCUGCCAACAUUGAGAAGGUGGCUCUGCAUGUGGCACGUGGCCUGCAGUACCUUCACAAUGAGAAGAAGCUUCUGCAUGGCGACAUGAAGUCAUGUAACAUUGUUAUCAAAGGGGAUUUUGAAACGAUCAAAAUCUGCGAUGUUGGCGUUUCUCUGCACCUCGAUGAGAACAUGAAAGUGUCCGACCCAGAAGCAGAGUACGUCGGCACAGAGCCGUGGAACCCGAAGGAAGUUCUGGAGGAGGGAGGAGAAAUCACGGACAAGGCCGACAUCUUCGCCUUCGGUCUGACUCUGUGGGAGAUGAUGACUCUGUACAUGCCGCACCUGCAGAUGCUGGACGACGAGGAAAACGAGGACGAUUCCAUAGAAAUUAGCUUUGAUGAGGACACUUACUAUGAGCAUUUGGGGACGCGGCCGCCGCUGGAUGCGGCUUUGCUGGGCGGCUCGUACCGCAGGAUGGUGGAGCUCUUCUCUCUUUGCACUGAGGAAAACCCCAAGAAGAGACCUUCAGCAGCGCAGAUCGUCCAGGUCUUAGAGGAAAAUGCUGCCCUGGACCGAGCACCAGGUGAAGUGAUCGUUAUUGACUGAUGGUGGCCAACCCCAAUGUAAUAUUUUUCUCUUUAUAUGUAUGUUUUCCAGCUGAUUUUUAUAUUGUCACCGUGUACUUCAAUCUUUAACUCAGUAUUUGUCACAAUAAACUUUGUAAAAAUG
Messenger RNA from Xiphophorus maculatus (southern platyfish), 1214 nucleotides. RefSeq names its product PDZ binding kinase (gene pbk). The record is from RefSeq and is a predicted model, not a curated record. Gene Ontology annotation, molecular function: ATP binding; protein serine/threonine kinase activity. The coding region runs from base 81 to 1091 and encodes 336 amino acids. The transcript is spliced from 7 exons. Gene Ontology annotation, biological process: protein phosphorylation. Lineage: Eukaryota; Metazoa; Chordata; Actinopteri; Cyprinodontiformes; Poeciliidae.